Molecule: messenger RNA, 477 nt
Organism: Acanthamoeba castellanii str. Neff
Lineage: Eukaryota; Discosea; Longamoebia; Acanthamoebidae
Exons: 4
Coding region: 1-477 (158 amino acids)
Source: RefSeq, a predicted model, not a curated record
AUGGCCAAACCGAAGAAGAAGCCCAACAAGGACACAUCGCCCCGCGGUGCAGCAUCGCCUUCGUCUCCUCAGGCCCCGGCUGGCGACCACAAAGUCGAGCACAUCGUGUACCUCAAGGAGCUGAACAUGCUUUCCAUUCCGUCGACCGCGCCGGUUGGGGACGAGGGUCGAUUCUCGGUGCACGGGCGGGGACUCAAGCUCGAGUUCGGUGUCAAGGGCGGCCCGCGGGCGGCCGAGGCGUGGGUCCGGACCAUUCAGCUCUCGCUGUUGGCCUACCAGCACCAGGCCAAGCGCAAGUUCCUCAAAACGACGAUGAGGCGUUCGGUAAAGAGCGGACCUGCGCCCGGAGCAGUGCCCUCCGGUUCGCCCAGAGACGCGCAGGGCUCCAACUCGGCGCCGCUGCCCGCCGUUCCGUCUUCGCCGUCGGCAUCAGGCGCCCGCGCCUCCCUCUCCGACCUCUUUUCCUCCCGCGGCUAA